AUGUCCAUUGUGUCCUUGCUUGGGAUUGAGGUUUUGAACAAUCCUGCUCGGUUUACAGAUCCCUAUGAAUUUGAAAUCACGUUCGAAUGCUUGGAACCUUUGAAAGAAGACUUGGAGUGGAAACUUACAUACGUUGGAAGUUCACGUUCUCUAGAUCAUGAUCAGGAGCUUGAUUCCAUUUUGGUCGGACCUGUACCUGUCGGUGUGAAUAAAUUUUUGUUUCAGGCAGACCCGCCGUCUCCCGAACUUAUCCCUGCAAGCGAAUUGGUAAGUGUCACGGUGAUAUUAUUGAGCUGUUCUUACGCGGGUAGAGAGUUCGUACGUGUUGGGUAUUACGUCAACAAUGAGUACGAUACUGAGGAGUUAAGAGAAAACCCACCUGCUAAAGUGCAAGUUGAGCAUGUCGUCAGGAACAUUUUGGCUGAGAAGCCUCGUGUGACGAGAUUUAACAUUGUCUGGGACAGUGAAGAUUCGAAUCCUGAUGAGUAUCCACCGGAACAACAAGUGGACGAAGACGAGGAGGAGGAGGAAGAAGAAGAGGAGGAAGAAGAGGAAGAAGAAGAGGACAUUGAUGAGGAAGGGGUCGAAGUUGGAGAUGUUGAAGAGGACCUUGAAGAGGAUAUUGAAGAUGACAAAGAAUCCCAGACGAAAUCUGAUAAAAUGGACACAGAUGCUGACCCAGGAAGUAGCGCAGACACGCCGAAUGAUAAGACGGAAAGCUAA
Messenger RNA from Candidozyma auris, 723 nucleotides. RefSeq names its product nucleosome assembly factor ASF1 (gene ASF1). Gene Ontology annotation, molecular function: histone binding. The record is from RefSeq and is a predicted model, not a curated record. Gene Ontology annotation, cellular component: nucleus. Bases 1 to 723 code for a protein of 240 amino acids. NCBI's taxonomy places the organism in Eukaryota, Fungi, Ascomycota, Pichiomycetes, Serinales, Metschnikowiaceae. The transcript has a single exon. Gene Ontology annotation, biological process: nucleosome assembly; nucleosome disassembly; DNA replication-dependent chromatin assembly.